GCAUUUGAUCUUAUAAUUGCAGUCGUACAGGCAUAACCUUAGCCUCCUUAAAUAUACAUAUAUCUUUAAAUAAGUCAAAAUAUAUAUAAUUUUUACUGGGCUCUUUGAAGAAUUUUGUAGGUCUUAGUGAAAAAAGUCAUUGACUAUGUGUAAAAUUCAGAAAGAUGGCAGAAAAGUAAAGUUGUGAUCAGGACGGCUUGGAGAAGUCGAGCCCCAAUAAAAAUCGAGAAGCAGAUCGGCUGAGCGAGGAGAGGAGAGGAUGAGGCAGUAGCCUCCAGCUAAGUGGUGUUAAGGAGCGGAGAUUGGGUCAGCAUGCGGGAGAUAGUCACCCUGCAGAUCGGCGGAGCCGGCAAUGCCAUCGGUGAUUCGUUCUGGCACGUGAUCUCGCAUGAACAUGGCGUGGACUAUGCCUCGGGCAGAUUUGGCGGCACCAGUCCCCUGCAGCUGGAGCGGAUCAAUGUGUUCUUCAAUGCCACGGCCAGCAAAAGGUUCUAUGCCCGCACUAUACUCAUUGACACGGAGGCCAGCACCAUUCAGCGCUUGAACGCCAGCAGUCAGUUGUACAGGCCGGAGAAUUUCGUGGCCGGCUCGGAGAGUGCUGGGAACAAUUUUGCCCGUGGCUAUCACACGGAUGGUGCCGCCAUCUUGGAGCAGGUGCUGGACAACACCCGGCGGGAGGUGGAAUCGGUGGACUCGCUGCAGGGCUUUCAAUUGCUCCACUCGAUCGGCGGCGGCACCGGCUCCGGCCUGACCUCCCUGAUAAUGGAGGCCCUGGUCGAACAGUAUCCGGACAAUUUGCUCUGCAAUUAUGUCACAAUACCAUCGCCCAAUAUGUCCCAGGUGGUGGUGGAGCCAUACAAUGCCCUACUGAGCACUCCGGCCUUGGUGAACAACUCGCAUUUGACGUUCUGCCUGGACAACGAGGCGCUGUUCCAGAUCUGCAAUAGGAACCUGAAGAUCAAGAUGUCCGGCUACGAGCACAUCAACCACAUUGUGGCCCUGACCAUGUCAGGUAUAACCACUUGCCUAAGGUUUCCUGGCCAGCUGAAUGCCGGAUUGCGCAAGAUCUAUGUGAAUAUGGUGCCAUUCCCGAGGCUUCACUUUCUCAUACCGGGGUUCGCACCGCUGGUCACCUGCAAGCAGCAGCAGUUCAGCAAGGGCACCGUUUCGGAACUGGUGCAGCAGAUCUUCUCCAGCAACAAUCUGCUGUGUGCCAUCGACCUGCGGAAGGGCAAACUCCUGACGGCGGCGGGCAUUUUCCGGGGCAGGAUGUCGCCGCGCGAGGUGGACCAACUGAUGACCGGGGUGAGGAACAAGAAUAUCAACAAUUUCGUGGACUGGAUACCGAAUAACAUCAAGACGGCCAUUUGUGAUAUUCCGCCGAGGGGCCUCAAGAUGUCGGCCACUUUCAUAGGCAACACCACGGCGAUACAGUCGCUGUUCCAGCGAUUACUGGACGGUUCCAUGGCCAUGCUGCGGCGCAAGGCCCACCUGCAUUGGUACACCGGCGAGGGAAUGGAGGAGCAAGAGUUCCAGGAUGCCCAGCAGGAAUUGCAGGCCAUCAUCGAUGAUUACCGCAGCAGUGCCGAGGGCGAGGAUUCAGGUGGCGGUGGCGGAGGAGGCGGUGGCCGCACUGGAAGCGCCGGGGAUGAGAGCGGCGAUGAGGAGGCCGCCGCCGCCGGUCCCCAGUGCCCCUAUUGCGCCGAUUAGCCCACUGACAUCCAUUCCACAUCACCCACAUUUAGCUAAGCAACCCUCCCGAAAAGUGAUUCACCGAUCCUGGGGUUGCCAAAUUCAAAAAAAAAGUGUCCUCCGUUGUUGUCGCGCGUCUUGGAUUCGGAUUCAUGCAUACUUCUGGGGCAUCUGCAAUCCCGAAGGAUGAGUAGCAAUUUGUUCAGGAUAUAUUUCGAGUAGAAA
Drosophila subpulchrella is the source of this 1917-nucleotide messenger RNA. It is a transcript of the gene betaTub65B, whose product is annotated as probable tubulin beta chain CG32396. Gene Ontology annotation, molecular function: GTP binding; GTPase activity; structural constituent of cytoskeleton. The record is from RefSeq and is a predicted model, not a curated record. The transcript is spliced from 2 exons. Gene Ontology annotation, cellular component: cytoplasm; microtubule. Gene Ontology annotation, biological process: mitotic cell cycle; microtubule cytoskeleton organization. Lineage: Eukaryota; Metazoa; Arthropoda; Insecta; Diptera; Drosophilidae. The coding region runs from base 313 to 1710 and encodes 465 amino acids.